CAGUGGCAGACCUACGGAGGAGACCCUUCGAUGGGUCGUCCAAGCCACCUGAACAACAGCAACCCGGAAUCAUAUGCCCCCCGGCUGAACACCAAAUACGGCGGACAACAACAUGUCCCGCAAGUUCAUCCUCCCGCGGGAUACACCUACGAGAGCUACCAGUCGCCAAUUACUGCCGCGAAGGCGACCGCUCUGGGAUCAAACUCGAAGCCAGUCUCGCUGGCCUCUUCUCCAGCCGCAACACCGCAUGCGCGCGACAUCAUGGCCGAUGCCGAUACGCCCAUGGAGGAUGCUGAUCCCUACAACCGCUCCAAAUACUCUGCCCGGCUGACUCACAAUACUCGUCCGUCGUCGCAAUAUAUGCCGACCGAGGAGUCUUCUGCUGCGCGACGGUACUCGCCCAUGAAUAUACUGUCGCCCACUUUGCCGUAUGCCUCAAGCCCAACAAAGGGCCAAAAUCCCUUUGUCGCUUCGCCUCCCGGUCCGGGCAGCUCUCGGCAGUCGCCCACGAGAGCGUAUGCGUCUCCUCCCCAAACAUAUCAAUCACCCCCAGGUGCUCGCAUGUCCCGGCUUCCUCCGUUGCAGUCAUCAGACCCGGGUUCAGAGCUCUAUUUUCCUACCUCCGCUUCAUCUCAGCUGAGCGCUCCCUUUUCGGCUGAGCCCAAGUCGCCGCGCCCUACACAACAGACCAACCAUAAUAAGCUGCCCGAACGGGGCCCUAUCCCGAAAUUCACGAACAUUCAAUCCAUUCAGGAUCUUCGACCGAAAGCACCUGGGCAACCGGCUUACCGCAGAGCAAACCCCGAAGGAGGUUUCAUCAGCCCAUUGCAAGCUUUGACAAACCACCUACCGGCCACAUACCGGAUAUGCAAUCCCGGUUUCAAAUACGAGACGUCGCGCAAUCCUCGUCGUGUACUUACCAAGCCCAGCAAAGGUGUCAAGAACGAUGGUUAUGACAAUGAGGACAGCGACUAUAUUCUAUACGUCAAUGAUAUCCUAGGCAGUGAAGAAGGAAAUCACAAAAAUCGUUAUCUAAUUCUCGAUGUUUUGGGUCAAGGAACCUUUGGUCAAGUAGUUAAAUGCCAAAACCUCAAAUCUGGGGAGGUUGUUGCCGUCAAAGUUGUGAAAAACAAGACCGCCUAUUUCAACCAAAGUAUGAUGGAAGUUUCUGUGCUCGACCUGCUCAAUACGAAAUAUGACAAGAACGAUGACCACCAUCUUCUUCGAUUAAAAGAUACUUUCCUUCAUCGGCAACAUCUAUGUUUAGUGUUCGAGUUACUCAGCGUGAACUUGUAUGAACUCAUCAAGCAGAAUCAGUUCCGAGGAUUAAGCACGACUCUAGUCCGAGUCUUUGCGCAGCAAUUACUCAAUGGUCUCAGUCUCUUAAACAAGGCUCGGCUUAUACACUGUGAUUUGAAGCCUGAAAAUAUUUUACUCAAGAACUUGGAAAGUCCUAUCAUCAAAAUCAUCGAUUUUGGCUCUGCUUGUGACGAACGUCAGACCGUGUAUACCUACAUUCAAUCACGAUUCUACCGUUCUCCUGAGGUCUUGCUUGGCCUUCCGUAUUCAUCUGCGAUCGACAUGUGGUCUCUUGGGUGUAUAGUGGUCGAGCUAUUCCUCGGUCUACCGCUAUUCCCAGGGUCGUCUGAAUACAACCAGGUGGCACGAAUUACAGAGAUGCUAGGUAUGCCGCCUACGUGGAUGCUUGACAUGGGCAAACAGUCGGGCGAAUUCUUUGAGAAGACCCAAGACGAGUUCGGCAGGAAAUCCUGGCGCUUAAAGAGUAUGGAACAAUACUCUCGCGAGCACAACACCAAGGAGCAGCCCAGCAAGAAAUAUUUCCAAGCGAAUACCCUGGAGGAAAUCAUUCGCGGUUACGCAAUGCCAAGAAAGAAUAUGAAGCAGUCAGAAAUAGAAAGAGAGGUCAAUAACCGCGUUGCCUUUAUCGACUUUGUACGCGGUUUGUUGCAAAUCAAUCCUCUUGAGCGAUGGUCCCCACAACAGGCAAAGCUACAUCCGUUCAUCACUCAGCAAAAGUUCACUGGACCAUUUGUCCCUCCCAUGAACUUGAAGUACUCGGCACUCAACAAAAAUAUUGCACCUGGCAUACAGCAGCAACAACAGGCAGAAGCUGCUAGUAAACAGCGGGCCGCACAGGCAGCUCAGGCAGCCCAGGCACAAGCCCAAUCUGCUGCUCAAUCUGCGUAUGCGAUGCAAAUGGGACAAUACCACCCCCCAGCUCAUAACCAAGCUCCGCCAGUUUACAAUGGCAUGUACCCCGGUCAUCAGCAGCAAGGCGCGCCGCCACCCUAUCCAGCACAGCCUUCCGGAUACGGCCAUCAAAUGCCUAUGGUUCAAGGCCAGAUGCAUCAGCCUCCGUACGGGGCUGGGCAAAGCCUCUAUGCUCAGGCAACUACCAGAGCAGGCCGACAACGAGCAACCACUCUGGAUCCACAACAAGGUGGAGUUCCGCCCACAAUCCAGCGGGUUGCCAGUCAUCUCGAUCCAAAUGCUCCGAUCAGGUUACAACCAAGCCCUGCCUAUUAUCCUCCGCCUCCAGAUGGAUAUAGCGAGUCUGCCGCGAGUGCGAGACGCCGUGGCAGUCGCGCUGGAGCUGGUCAUCGAAACCGUGAUUUCAUUCGCACUUUGGAAGAUGGCGCCCUCGGCGAUGGUUUUCAGGGACAAAAUCAGUGGCAUUAG
Messenger RNA from Talaromyces rugulosus, 2700 nucleotides. RefSeq lists its product as uncharacterized. The transcript is spliced from 7 exons. Lineage: Eukaryota; Fungi; Ascomycota; Eurotiomycetes; Eurotiales; Trichocomaceae. Gene Ontology annotation, molecular function: protein serine/threonine kinase activity; protein tyrosine kinase activity; ATP binding. The annotation marks the transcript as partial. Gene Ontology annotation, biological process: peptidyl-threonine phosphorylation; peptidyl-serine phosphorylation. The record is from RefSeq and is a predicted model, not a curated record. Gene Ontology annotation, cellular component: nucleus; cytoplasm.